UUGGCUGCUGAGGAAGCCUCCGUUUUGUGGGUGAAGGCAGUCAUGGAGGAGCUGAGCGCCGUGGGAGAGCAGGUUUUUGAUGCCGAGUGCAUUUUGAACAAACGACUCAGAAAGGGAAAGUUGGAGUUUCUGGUGAAGUGGAGGGGAUGGUCAUCCAAACACAACAGCUGGGAGCCACAGGAGAACAUUCUUGACCCGAGACUGUUGGCUGCGUUCAAUAAAAAAGAACAAGAAAAGGAGCUUCUGAUGCUUAAAAGACGCAAAAGACCCAGAGGACGACCCCGAAAGAUCAUAGAAAAUAUACCGGAACCCCAAAAAUCAAGCAGCUCUUCAUCUGCCUCAUCCUCAUUGUCCUCAGACUCCUCAUCCUCGUGCUCCUCUUCUUCUUCAUCAUCAGAUGAUGAAGAUGAGGGUGAUGACAGCCACGUCAAACAGGCAAGCCCAACUGUCAGGCCGCGAGAGCUACAUCCCGUCCCUCAGAAGAAAGCACAGAUUGUCAUGGCAAAGCAGGAGCCCCCAAGGAAACAAAGCAGGAAGCCCCCCCCUCCUGAAGCAAAGGAGUUUCAGCAGAACAAAGGUCCACGCAAAAUCCUGAAGACCCCCAAAGAGACGGAUCUUCCAGGAGCGAUCAAGAAGCCAGUUCAUCCAGCGAGCUUCACCUUCAUGGGUUUCCACCGCAGCUCAGCCAAAGAUACGGUGGCUGGUCAGUACAGGAGCCCACUGACCCAGGGUGGGGUGGUCAAAAAUCCCAUCAGCUCUGCUGGAUCUGGCAGGUCAUCAGUCCAGAGCUCGUCUCUGCCCCUGAAGUCCAACCAGAGCAGAAAUGCAACUGAGGGAAAACUGUCCAUCUCCAGCAUGAACAGUGGCACAAGUCUUGAUUUGAAAACAGCUGCUUGUAAAUCCAAAGGGGUAGCUGCUCUGAAUCUGAAUACCUCCAAACAUCCAGUUCAAGGAACCACUCCGCAUACUUUAAGCCCACCUGGUGGACAAAAGAAGCCACAAUCCCUUGGGUCCGUAAUGCAGCGGGUACCCAGUACUAAAGCAGGGGCUUCCCAGCGUUCUAAGAACACCUCCUCCAAUCAAGGUUCAAGUCUUCAACCUCUCAACCUUCAGAAUAAACAGUCUCAAAUCCGUGAUGCUCCUGGAAGUGGCUCUACAGCAGUAACAGGUCUGAGAAAUCCAGCCUUCCCUGCAAGAAAGACCAGUGUCACACAAAAUCUGGAGACAGAUGCCAAUAAAGCUCCUGUGACCUCUGGCAGACUGCCUGCCAGGAAACCCCAGCCAGGAGGAGACAAGUUCAGAGAGAUCACUGACAUCCAGACCACCAAGGUCCAAGGCCGAUCGGACAAGUCUUGCCCAGACAUCCAGAACCCCCAGGAGAGAACAGCCACUAAAGGCAGCAAGAAAGCCAAAAUGACCGACAUGAGCACUGGAGAAGAGGAGAGCAGCUCGGACUCGGAUCACGAUUCUUCAUACGCUGGGCAGGGUCACCCGAUGGUGGGCCAAAACCAGGACUGGAAGCCCACACGCAGUCUGAUCGAACACGUGUUUGUGACCGAUGUCACCGCUAAUCUUGUCACCGUUACAGUCAAAGAGUCACCGACCAGCGUGGGCUUCUUCAGCAUUCGCAACUACUGACAGACAGUCUGAUUAGGUUUGGGCUCCAACAGGGUUCAUUCAACUCAUCUUAUAUUAGUCCAGCUGAAUUUUAGAUGCAAACAAUAAAGAUAGUCAGUUAUUGAUUGUAAUUAUUUAUUUUGUCAUAUGUAUAAAGAAAAGGUGCAUUUUGGCCUCACCUGGUGGUCGCAGAGAAAUAAAUGUUUUUCCACUUC
This is a messenger RNA of Girardinichthys multiradiatus, 1832 nucleotides long. Its product is annotated as chromobox protein homolog 2-like. The transcript is spliced from 5 exons. The record is from RefSeq and is a predicted model, not a curated record. Gene Ontology annotation, biological process: negative regulation of transcription by RNA polymerase II. Lineage: Eukaryota; Metazoa; Chordata; Actinopteri; Cyprinodontiformes; Goodeidae. Gene Ontology annotation, cellular component: PRC1 complex; heterochromatin. Bases 43 to 1638 code for a protein of 531 amino acids.